This is a messenger RNA of Phlebotomus argentipes, 606 nucleotides long. It is a transcript of the gene APC10, whose product is annotated as anaphase-promoting complex subunit 10. NCBI's taxonomy places the organism in Eukaryota, Metazoa, Arthropoda, Insecta, Diptera, Psychodidae. Gene Ontology annotation, biological process: protein K11-linked ubiquitination; anaphase-promoting complex-dependent catabolic process. The transcript is spliced from 3 exons. The coding region runs from base 49 to 606 and encodes 185 amino acids. Gene Ontology annotation, cellular component: anaphase-promoting complex. The record is from RefSeq and is a predicted model, not a curated record.
CUUUUAUUUUGGUGUCUGGCCAGGAGAAUCACAGGAUUAUCGCUAGAAAUGAAUCCCAAAUCGGGCGGAGAUGAGAAUCCUUCGGUGGAGGAGCGUGCAGGAGUUGUCCGGGAAGUGGGAUCCAAUGCGGUCUGGAGUCUAUCUUCGUGCAAACCGGGAUUUGGCGUCGAGCAGUUGCGCGACAACUGCAUGGACACUUACUGGCAAUCCGACGGGACACUCCCGCACCUCGUGAACAUACAGUUCCAGCGCAAAACCACGGUGAAUCAAAUCUACAUCUACACAGACUACAAGCUGGACGAGAGCUAUACUCCCAGCAGGAUCUCCAUCAGAUCUGGGACGCACUUCAAUGACCUGCAGGAAGUAGAGGUGAUAGACUUGGUGGAGCCCACAGGCUGGGUGAUGAUUCCCAUCAGAGACAUCCGGGAGAAACCCAUUCGCACCUUUAUGAUACAGAUAGCCGUCAUAUCUAACCAUCAGAACGGCAGGGACACGCAUAUGAGACAGAUUCGCAUCCACUCGCCAAUCGAGGGUCGGAAUUGUCCGAUCGAGAACUUCGGCAACUUCAGCACGGUUCAAUUUCUGCAGUACUCGACAAUCAGAUAA